Sesamum indicum (sesame) is the source of this 708-nucleotide messenger RNA. RefSeq lists its product as uncharacterized. NCBI's taxonomy places the organism in Eukaryota, Viridiplantae, Streptophyta, Magnoliopsida, Lamiales, Pedaliaceae. The record is from RefSeq and is a predicted model, not a curated record.
AUGGCACAAAAAUACAUCGACGAGGAAGAGAUGAAUGCCAUGAAGGACAAUGACUGGACGAGGGACCCAGGACGAUCGAGAGGAGAACGAUCAAGAGAUGGUAAGCAGUUCCAUAAAGACAAAGGCCAUAAUACGGAAGACUGCUAUCAAUUGAGAGAUGAGAUCGAACGGUUGGUAAGACAAGGUUAUUUUAAACAUCUCAUUGACAAGAGUAUAGAGACACGCGGACGGAGUAGAUCCCGGAGUCGUGAAAGGCAUCAAAGAGAUGAGGUAGGAACAAGUGGAGCACGGGACAAUGCACCCACAAAGGGUGUUAUCCAUACCAUCUCUGGCAGACCAACAGCUGGAGAUUCCAUGAGGGCAAGGAAAAAGUAUGCCAGGGAAAGCAGAUUCAAGCAUGGGGAACUAAUGAUGCAUGUGGAAAACCAGGAAAGCAUUGUCUUUGGAGACGAGGAUUUGAGCUCAGAUUCUUUCGACCAGAAUGACCCCAUGGUCAUAAAAAUGGACAUUGCCAACUAUCAUGUACACAAAGUGUUGAUAGAUAAUGGUAGUUCUGUUGAUAUUAUUUUUAGCAAUGUUCUCAGGAAAAUGGAUUUGGGCAGCGUGAGAUUGAAGCCGGUUCGAACACCUUUGGUUGGAUUUGGAGGCAGUGAGGUUGUUCCUGAAGGUGUAAUUGAGCUGCCAGUUUCGUUGGGGGAAAAAACCUAG